AUGAGAGUAAAUAAGAGCACAACAAAUAGUUUCCGGCUACUGGGAUUUUCCAAUUUUCCAGGUCUGGAGGGUUUGUUCUUCACCGCUUUCUUCACCAUCUAUCUGUUGAUCCUGAUUGGGAAUGCCCUCAUAAUUAUUGUAACACUAGCUGAACAGACGCUCCAGAACCCCAUGUAUUUCUUCCUCAGGAACUUGUCCUGUCUAGAAAUUUGCUACACUUCAACCAUUAUACCCAAGAUGCUUGAAGAUCUGCUCUCAGAAGAUAGAACCAUAUCAUUUGUUAGCUGUGCUUUUCAAAUGAGUGUCUUUCUUAUCACAGGGGCAGCAGAAUGCUUCCUCCUGGCUGCUAUGGCUUAUGACCGCUAUGUUGCCAUUUGCCAUCCCUUGAGCUAUGCAUUCAUCAUGAACAUCAGAGUGUGCUAUGGGCUAGUGGUUGCUUCCUGGCUAGCUGGAAUUCCUGUGCAACUUGCCCAGACUUUCCUUGUGUUCUCCUCUUGUUUCUGUAAUUCAAAUGAAAUCAAUCAUUUCUUCUGUGACAUUCCUGCUUUGCUUAGCCUGGUCUGUGGAGAUAUAUCUAUAAAUGAACAGGUAGCCCAGCUAGAGGUUGUUUUGCUUGCAGUGAUACCCUUUGCCAUGAUCCUGAUGUCUUACAUUUGUAUUGCUACCACCAUUCUGAAGAUACCAUCUGUAGAAGGAAGGCACAAGGCCUUCUCAACAUGUUCCUCACAUCUCAUGGUAGUUCUGGGGUUCUAUGGGUCUGGAAUAAUAGUCUAUGUGACACCAAAGUCAAGCCAUUCUUUAGACACAGAUAAAUACCUGUCACUAUUCUACACUGUCCUGUCACCAUUGUUAAAUCCUCUUAUUUACAGUUUGAGAAACAGGGAAGUCCAAAUUGCUUUGGGUAAAGUAUUUUUUUUCCUUUUUGCUCACAUGUGA
Molecule: messenger RNA, 936 nt
Organism: Candoia aspera
Lineage: Eukaryota; Metazoa; Chordata; Lepidosauria; Squamata; Candoiidae
Product: olfactory receptor 10A5-like
Exons: 1
Coding region: 1-936 (311 amino acids)
Biological process (GO): detection of chemical stimulus involved in sensory perception of smell; G protein-coupled receptor signaling pathway
Cellular component (GO): plasma membrane
Molecular function (GO): olfactory receptor activity; G protein-coupled receptor activity
Source: RefSeq, a predicted model, not a curated record